Messenger RNA from Electrophorus electricus (electric eel), 1780 nucleotides. RefSeq names its product methionine adenosyltransferase 2Ab (gene mat2ab). NCBI's taxonomy places the organism in Eukaryota, Metazoa, Chordata, Actinopteri, Gymnotiformes, Gymnotidae. Gene Ontology annotation, biological process: S-adenosylmethionine biosynthetic process. The record is from RefSeq and is a predicted model, not a curated record. Gene Ontology annotation, molecular function: ATP binding; methionine adenosyltransferase activity.
GUGACGUUGGAAGGCAGGGGAUAAAUAGUGCCAGAGUCCUGUAAACCAGGCAUAGAUCCAUCCGAGUCCCGGACCAGAGUCGGAGCCUUUUAAAAGACAGCAGUUUGUAGUGCAGAAAAUCUAAAAAUGAUUAACGGAGAGAUGAACGGUUUCCACAACGCUCUUAUUGACGAAGACUGUUUCUUAUUCACCUCAGAAUCUGUCGGGGAAGGACACCCAGACAAGAUAUGCGACCAAAUAAGUGAUGCUGUACUUGAUGCCCAUCUUAAGCAAGACCCAGAUGCUAAAGUGGCUUGUGAAACGGUAGCCAAGACUGGAAUGAUCCUGUUGGCAGGAGAAGUGACCUCUCGAGCCGUAGUGGACUACCAGAAGAUUGUCCGUGACACUAUCAAGCACAUUGGCUAUGAUGACUCCACAAAAGGCUUUGAUUACAAGACCUGCAAUGUGUUAGUGGCUUUAGAGCAGCAGUCUCCAGACAUUGCCCAAGGCGUGCACCUGGACCGCAAUGAGGAGGACAUCGGUGCAGGGGACCAAGGUUUGAUGUUUGGCUAUGCGACCGAUGAAACUGAAGAGUGCAUGCCCCUCACCGUCAUCCUUGCCCACAAGCUCAACGCUAAGAUGGCCGAACUGCUUCGCAAUGGCGAUCUGCCAUGGCUUCGUCCAGACUCUAAAACCCAGGUGACAGUUCAGUACAGACAGGAUCGUGGGGCCAUGUUACCGGUGCGCGUCCACACCAUAGUGAUCUCCGUGCAGCAUGAUGAGGACGUUUGCCUGGACGAGAUGCGCGAUGCGCUUAAGGAGAAGGUGGUCAAGGCUGUGGUGCCCUGCGUCUACCUGGACGAUGACACCAUCUACCAUCUCCAGCCCAGUGGCCGUUUCGUCAUCGGAGGACCUCAGGGUGACGCAGGCCUCACGGGGCGUAAGAUUAUUGUGGACACGUACGGGGGCUGGGGUGCCCACGGCGGGGGUGCCUUCUCAGGGAAGGACUAUACCAAAGUGGACAGAUCCGCUGCCUAUGCGGCACGCUGGGUGGCCAAGUCUCUGGUGAAAGCCAAGCUCUGCAGACGUGUCCUCGUGCAGGUGUCGUAUGCCAUUGGGGUGGCUCAUCCACUGUCCAUCUCCAUUUUCCACUAUGGCACGUCGCAGAAGAGUGAGAAGGAACUGCUAGACAUUGUCAAGAAGAACUUUGACCUUCGCCCCGGAGUCAUUGUGAGGGAGCUGCAGCUGAAGAAGCCUGUUUAUCAGAGGACGGCCGUCUAUGGCCACUUUGGCCGCGACUCCUUCUCUUGGGAGAUUCCCAAAAAGCUGCAGUACUAAACCGGUGUCGAGCUUUCUCCCUCAUGCCGGCUGACACAGCCUAUAGAAAAGGCUGCAUGGCUUGAAGGGCGAAGUAGUUAAUCCUGGAGUAGAUAAUCCUGCUUCUCCCCAAAUUUCUCCAUGCAACUGAUUUGUACAAGGAUUAGUUUAACCUCUAAAAGCAAAUACUGUUUUCAAAUUGGCACAAAAGGCUUUCAGAUGAAGACUAUAAUUUGAUUCAUGAACAUGAUCUCUUUUGUAAAUGUUAUCCUUCAUGGGUUCAGAUUUAAGAUUUCUUGAAAUGCACAAAUGCACUAAACACAUAACCACUGACUGAACCAAAUAGGAAACUGAGAUUCCCUUCUUACACUUUAGAGGGUUCCAAGAUUAUCAAAUAUGCGUCAUAUACACUUAGGUAGGCUAUAUUCUGUUGGGCAGCUACUUAGGAAAACAUUUUACUUUGUGGUCUUCGGUGGUUCCAAAG